GUUGCAUAGCCCAAUGGGCGCCCUUGCAGCAGCGCUGGGCUGAUGGGCGAUAGCGUGGGCGGUCUCGAGGAGGUGCCCCCAGCUUCCAGCGGGCCGGGCCGCACCCUGAAAUGGACUACCAGGGUGGAGGAGGCAUACGAGGCGGCCCUCGAACAAGUGGGAGGCCUGGAGGCCGCCAAGCCCAAGUCGGUGCUGGACCAGAUGCGGGGCGAGUUCCCCAGCCUCACGCUCCAGAGCGUGAAGUGGAAGCUGCUGGCGCACCGCCGACGCGUGGAGCGGCACAGGGUGAUGGAGCCGGCAGGCAUCACCCCGCCCACCAAGUGGGCCGGCAGGCUGGAAGAGGUGUAUGAGGCGGCGGUGGCGCGGCUGGGCGGCCUGCAGGCCGCACGGCCCAAGGCGCUGCUCGAGGCGCUGCUGCCGGAGUUCCCCAGCAUGACGCUGCAGGUGGUGAAGGGUCACGUGCAGAAGCAGCGGCGGCGCGUGCAGCGCCAGCAGCAGCCCGAGGGCAGCGGGUCGGCGGAUGGCGGGGCCCAGGCCACCCCACCACACGGGUCGCCGUCGGUUGCGGCAGCCAUGGCUGCGGCGGCUUCUGCCGGUGCUGCCGGGGGUAGCGCCACGACGGCCUCAAGCAUGCAGGUGGAUAGCUUUGGGGUAGGGGCCGUGUCCGCUGUGCAGCAGCUGAUAGAGGAGCCGUCGGAGGGGCAGCUGCGCCUCCCGCAGCAGCAGCAGCAGCAGCAGCAGCCACACAUGCCGCGACCCCAGCGGCACCGGCAGCAGCCCCAGCAGCAGCAGCAGCAGCCUGGAGACGAGCCGCAGCGGCAGCAGCCCUCGCUGCUCCCCGAGCCGCAGCGCCACGCGCUGCCCCUGGCGGCGCCGCCAUGGCAGCCAUACCUGCCGCCCGCCGCCCAGCGAGCAGCCGCCAGGGCCAGCCGCGCCGCGCUGCUGUGCCGCCAGAUGGUGGUGCUGUUGCAGCAGAAUGAGGAGCGGCUGGCGAGGCUGUUGCAGGCGCUGGAGCAGCGCCAGCGGCGAGAGGCAGCGCUGAGCGGCCUGGCAGGGCUUGGCACCAGCGGCGGCGGCGGCGGCAGCAGCCUCAGCAGUGUGGUGGCGGAGCUCACGCCAGACCUGCAAAGAGUGUUGGAGUGGCUGCUGCCACGCGGCAUGGCGGCGGCGGCAGCCUCCCGUUGUGACAGCAGCGGCAGCGGCAGCGGCAGCGGUGGCGGCGUCGGGUCCGGCCCGGCCCUGCCGCUGCGGCCGCGCCCGCUGCCCGCGAGAGCCUCCCGGCAGCAGCGCAACCUGGCUGAGAUUGCGGGGUCGUUCACUCUGCUGCCGCAGCACACGGUGCCGCCGCAGGGGUCCCGCCACGACGCGGCCACCUGCGCCGCCCCCGCCUGCCCCGUGUGCGCGUAUGAGCGGCGGCUGCAGCGGUCGCGUGAGCAGCGAGACGUGGCGCCGCUCCCACCCGACGCGCGCUCCCCACAGCAGCAGCAGCACCACCAGGGCACAGGGGGCACCUCCAGCGGCAUCCCGCGCAUCCUGCCCGUAGCCGGGCCGCCCACCAGGGUGCUUGCGGAGCUGCUUCAGAUCCCGCAGGCGCUCAUGCAGCCGCCGCCGCACUAG
Molecule: messenger RNA, 1617 nt
Organism: Chlorella variabilis
Lineage: Eukaryota; Viridiplantae; Chlorophyta; Trebouxiophyceae; Chlorellales; Chlorellaceae
Product: expressed protein
Exons: 6
Coding region: 43-1617 (524 amino acids)
Source: RefSeq, a predicted model, not a curated record